Messenger RNA from Neohortaea acidophila, 962 nucleotides. RefSeq lists its product as uncharacterized. The record is from RefSeq and is a predicted model, not a curated record. Lineage: Eukaryota; Fungi; Ascomycota; Dothideomycetes; Mycosphaerellales; Teratosphaeriaceae. The transcript has a single exon. The coding region runs from base 93 to 782 and encodes 229 amino acids.
CAAACCUGGAAACGAUUCUUUCCUCUUUCGGCGUGUGCCUGCUGCCGAAGAGAUGAUUACAAAUCUCCCGCCCGCGCUCUGCUGCUGACUCCAUGUCCAUCUCCUGCCACAAUGCAGCAGCAGCACCGUCUAUUCUUGUCACCUAUACGCUUUUCGUAUUGAUAAUAAUGGCUAGUCUGGCUGAUCACUUAGCUAACACCUGCCUAAUCAAACGCUGCCGAGGCUGCCCAGGAAAGGCACCCGUUUACAUGGACCUUUCCACGCACAACCAUCCUCUCGUGACGCGUGGACUGAGCAUGUCGCGUGCCGACAUGUCUCAUCAAGACGCUGUGUCAUGUGCGUUGCCACGAGACCACAAUCUCCAUGUUUUCCAAUGCUUGACAAUCAUAUCCAGCUCGAUUGGAUUUGCCAUCAUCGCCACCAGCCCGGCUUCCAUCCCCAUCCGUCUUCCACGCCCAAUCGUCGUCCACGAGCGUGCCAGGAUUCCCAGCCAUGCUACGGUAGCUUCCAAUCUCUCUGUGUCUGGAUUUCGGUGUAACCAGGCGGCCAUCGAGGGCGAUCACACGCGACAUCACGUUGGCACCAUCCAGCCUCGAGUCCAACUUGCAUGCGGGCGGGGAGGUGGGCACGAUGAUCCCCCCCGGGCAUUUACCGUCUUAGGACGUGUUCGCCGCUGCGCGUAUAUCCAUCAUCCAUCGUUAUUCUUAGCGGCCAAUGACGGAUUCCAGGCGGCACGGAUCAUGCGUGCCGUGGAUCGCAAUACUAUCCUUCUCCAGUGUUGACGCGGGACUCUUGGGUGACAGCAGCAGGUCACACCUGACGAUGCGUAAGCUUGACACAUGCGUGCAAAGCCUUGCUCAGUGACGCGCUCUCUUUCCUUGCUCCUCAUUCACCGUGUUGGGCCAUGUGCGAAUCGACUUUGGCCAUUGUAGAUUUGGUGGCAAACUCAUCAAAGCCGCCAG